Molecule: messenger RNA, 2217 nt
Organism: Pedinophyceae sp. YPF-701
Lineage: Eukaryota; Viridiplantae; Chlorophyta; Pedinophyceae
Source: the annotation of a GenBank genome assembly
AUGGACCGCGUGAACAGGCACGUCAGGCACAAGUUCAAGGGACGGUUCGCUGUCGAUCUCAGUCUGUGCUUCCUGGAGUUCGACCGGGGGGACCUGGAGAAGUACCGGCAGUUCCUGCAGUCGGAAUACGAGCUCGGGAACCGUCGGAGCACGUCGACCACCUCGCCCUUGGCGGACUUCAGCCAGCUCGUCCGGGACCGGCGGUGCCGCGAGGUCUGCCGCGCCAAGGUCCGCCGGCCCGACGACAUCGAACGACGGCUCGACGACCUCGUCGUGAGCACGAACGUGGCUUGCGCAGCGGACGACCUCCCAGUGCUCGUCGAUGACGUCGUGAAGCACGAGAUCGAGAAGCUCAAGAGCAACCAUCUCGAGUGCGUCCAAGAUUGGUCCCCGAAUAUCGCGGACAUGUACUCUCGCGACCCGGGGCCGGACAAGUGCGGCGUGCCCCCGUAUCAUGGGAUGCGGGGCUCGGGCUUCAACGAGUCGCUGCACCAUCGGCUCAACAGCGCCUUCAAAGCUUCACACCACAACAGCAUGAUCCUCACGCACGCGAAGGUCCUGACCAACCUCGUGCUCUGGGGGAUCGAGGUCCACGGCCGGCACACCGAGGCGAAGCCGCUGUUGACGACGGACCUCACGACCGUGCACGACGUCAACUUCCUCGAGAGCUGCAUCUACGGCGAAGUCCCGUUCCCCAGCGCUCCUUGCGCGGACCCAAACGUGCCGCGCGGGAAGCACGGCUUCGGCAGCAAUUGGGAGGUGCUCUCGGCCGUCAAGGCGAGCGACAAUCGCGAUGUGGUUGAGGACGGCCUCACCUCUUUUCAGGUGCUCUGCCAGCAGGAGGCAACCGCGAUCAUGGAGGACGUCGAGCAAGGCACCGCACGGCACACCGCGAUGUCCCUCUCUGUCUCGCACGUCACGGACCCCGAGCCGAGCAUGGAGCACAGCGGAGUGGGCUUCUACGACCCGGCGUAUAGGCCGGUCCGCAACAAGUUCAAGCAGGACAUGUCGGAGGCCGCUCGUGCGUACCAGGACCAGACGGGCCCGGUGGACGGAACCACCUGUGUGGCCGGCCGCCUGAAGUGUCCGGUGCUGGGCUGCACGACGGACCACGCGGGCAGCAAGCGGCCCCGCUCGCCGUGCACACCGUCCAACAACGAUGGCGGUGCGGCCGCGAAGCGACGAGCCGGGCCGCCUCUGCGCACUUCCCUCCGCAUCAAGGGCAAGCCCCAACCCAAGGCCCUCGUCGGUCGACCGAAGAAGAAUGCUCCCGAGAAGACGGGCCUCGGCAGCAAGAAGGCCCAGGAGGCGCGCGCAGGGCACAGCAUGAGUCGUCGCACGAUGUUCCCCUCUGCCGACUCGUGGCUGAGGGACAUCAUGGCCGGCGGCGCGGGAAUGCCGCCGGGCUCGUCGCGGUUCAAGGCCCUCGCGAAGAUGCCGUACGUGUGGCGACAGUUCUACGACCCGCGCACCGACGAUAAAACGAAGUAUCUGGAAGCUGCGCUGGCACGGCGCUGCCUGCAAAAGCACCGAGGUGACGUUGUCAAGGCGUUGCAAGAGUACAACGGGAGUGUGCUCCUCGCCUGGGAGAAGGGCGACGGCGGCGGCGGUCUCAUGCUGAAGUUUCUUGGAGACUUGACCAAGUUCAAGAAGAAAUGGCUGAACAAGACGGCGCGCUCCGACGGUGAAAAUCGCGCACAACAGCUCCUGGAGGAUCUGGAGCGCCGGCUGGGCAUGAGCGCCCUGCGGGGCGAGGAGUCCAAGUCGCUGCCCGGGCGCGGCAUCGGCGACGCGAUCGGGCCGCACGAGGCGCUCGUGCACCCCACUGGCGUCCCGCUGGAUGCGUUGUGGUACCACGGCGUCAUGCAGGACGACAUCGUCGCGGCCAUCACCAAGGCACCACAGGUAAUGGUCAAGAAAGGAAACAACUGCAUGUGGUGCAAGCAGCCGAAACGCGGGGUGGACCAUACAGCAUGCCUCAGCGACAUGGCAUUGGGGCACGAGGACAUCAUAAACAAGACCGGCAACGCGCGCGAGACCGCGAUCAAGGCUCUGAAGCUUCGGAUCGUGCAAUGCAUGAGGCGCGUCCAGGGAGCCCGGGAGCAGCAGCAAGCCGCGGCCGAGCGGCUUGAGCGGCACCCCACAGCGAACCCGUCAGCGCACGCUCGCGACCUCGCUGGCGGGCCACCGGAGGUCUGCGUGAAGCAGGAGAUGUGA